Messenger RNA from Pantherophis guttatus, 6134 nucleotides. The record is from RefSeq and is a predicted model, not a curated record. NCBI's taxonomy places the organism in Eukaryota, Metazoa, Chordata, Lepidosauria, Squamata, Colubridae.
CGGGGUUAGGAGGAGGAGGAGGAGGCGGUCUUGGGCGGGAGGAAAGGGGGAGCUCGCGCUGUCACGCGCCGGGGUUUCUAUCGAGAGGCGGGGCUGUGGAGCGGCAGAGAGUCCUGGAGUUGCUGCAUCUCUGCGGGCUUCAGCGGUUAACCCUUAAAGGCUCCCGGGUGCCUGGUCCUUUUCGUUUUGAAAGGAAACGACGACUUGGUUUUAUAAAUUGUGGAGCUCUCUGGAUUUUGCACGAAAGGAGAUUUUGGAAAUAACAGAGCCGCGUCUUCGAUUCACAAGGGAUUGUCCGAUCUACAUACCUCUCUCUCUCUGCACGAAUGUAUCGGAGUUAUCUCGGGCUGCCCAUGCUGAGAGAGAGCCCCCGUCCCUCCCCCUCCAGGAAGGGAAAUGGACUCGGCAGAGUUACUUAAAUUAAUACACAGACAUAAAGCCGCCGUUUACUCAGCCAUGCUUUUAGAUAAGGGAGUAAUUUUCGGUAAAAAAUAAAAAUAAAAAAAUCCAAAGCGGGUUUCUGAUACUUUUGUGUGAAUUGUGUUUGAUUCAUCUAAUGAUAAAACUUCAUUAGGUUAAAAUGAUCAUCUGUUUCUGGAACAACACGGAGAUGCGGAAAGAAAGGCUGGGGGAAGUGGAGUAAGGUGUCACUUUGUUCCACACAAGUGCAUGGAAGACAAAAUGAAUGCAGAGAAAAAGCAUUAGGAGGAAUAGAAAAAUGAAGCAAUAACAUUUUGUGAGAGGCCAUUGUCAUGGCAGCAAUAUCUGAACCUUACAGUCAUGUGUUGGCAGAGUUUGAAUGUCUUAGUCCCCUGCUUUCUGCUCUCAGGCUGGAUUCCAGUCGUCUGAAGUGUACAUGUAUAGGAAUUUCUCGAAAAUGGUUAGCACUAGGCAGUUCAGGUGGAGGCUUAAAUCUCAUCCAGAAAGAUUGUUGGAAACAGAGGCUUUUCCUCACUCAUAAGGAAGGUGCCAUUUCCUGUGUUGCCUUUUGUUUAUAUGAUGAGGAUUAUGUUGCUGUGGCUACCAGUCAAGGCCUUGUUGUUGUAUGGGAAUUAAAUCAAGAGCGUCGUGGGAAGCCAGAGAGGAUUUAUAUCUCUUCUGAGCACAAAGGCAGAAAAGUAACAGCUCUUUGUUGGGAUACUAAUGCACUCCGUGUUUUUGCUGGUGAUCAUGUAGGGAAAGUGUCUGUGAUCAAGAUUAAUUCCUCCAAACAAGGAAAGGCUGCUACUGCAUUUGUGAUGUUUCCCAUUCAUAUUAUAACUACGGUUGAUUCUCGUGUGGUUCAGCUUGAUUAUCUAGAUGGCAGAUUGCUUAUCUCUUCUCUUACACGCUCUUACUUAUGUGACACGGAGAGGGAAAAGUUUUGGAAGAUUGGAAAUAAGGAAAGAGAUGGUGAAUAUGGAGCUUGUUUUUUUCCUGUUGGAAAGAGUGGGGCAAAUCAACAGUCAUUGAUAUAUUGUGCACGGCCUGGUUCACGGAUAUGGGAAGUGAACUUUGAAGGGGAAGUGCUGAGUACACAUCAGUUCAAACAGUUGUUGUCAUCUCCACCUCUUCCUGUAAUUACUAUCAGGGAGGAUCCAGAGUAUAACGCUUCUGCGUGUUCUCCUCAGUCCUUGGCAUUCCCCAAGCUGCUUUAUUUAAGUGAGCACUGUAUAAUGACGUGGACAGAAAGAGGCAUUUAUAUUUUCAUUCCUCAGAAUGUCCAAGUUCUCCUCUGGAGUGAAGUGAAAGACAUCUAUGAUAUUGCAAUAUAUAAAAAUGAACUCUUCUGCUUACAUACCAAUGGAAAAGUCUCCCAUCUCUCUCUUCUGACAAUUGAAAAAUGUGUGGAACGAUUGCUUAGAAGAAGUUUUUGGACUCUUGCAGCCAAAAUGUGCUGUCUUUUCCAGAAUUCUAUUGUUUUGUGUCGGGCAAGAAAGCUUCUUCCUGUAGAUAAGCUGGAACAUCUGAAGUCACAGUUGGAUCUGUCAACAGAAACUGAUCUCAUUACUCAACUUGAAGAACUGAUCUCAAAACUUGAGCCUUUAGAUUCUGCAUGCAGCAGCAGAAGAAGCAGUAUUUCUUCACAUGAGAGUUUCAACAUAUUAGAUUCUGGAAUUUAUCGUGUUAUUAGUAGAAGAAACAGUCAGUCUGAUGAAGAUUCUUGUUCCUUACAUAGCCAAACCUUAUCAGAAGAUGAAAGGCUGAAAGAAUUUCACAUACAACAAGAAGAAGAACAGCUUGAACAAGACAGCAUAUCUCAUGCUUCUCUGGUGGUGGACAAUGUUCGGAAUGAGACUUUUCUUCCAUUCAGUAUUCCAUUGUCAUUCCGUUCCCCAUCUCCUCUCGUCUCCCUUCAAGCUGUUAAGGACAGUGUUUCUAGUUUUGUACGGAAAACCACAGAAAAGAUUGAGAAAAUUGGUACUCUUCAUCUGAAUCCUGAUAGAAUCAGACAAGAUAUUAAAGAUGAAGAGCCACUCUCAGAAGUGCCUGCCAGAUUAGAAGCUCAGCCUCUGGAAAAAGAAGUUGAGCUACAGAGCCAGUCUCCAGAAGAGGAUUACCUUAAAGACCUCAAAGCAGUAACUACAGAAACUCUGUCCAGACUCCAGGAUCCACUUGUUUUGUUACAACCACAAAAUAUGAGGGCAAUUUUGCUGGAUUGGAUUCCAUUUCUUGAAGAAACCUGUGGAUUAAAAGCAGUUGUUAUUUUAAAUAACGAGACAACCGAGGGAGAUAAAGAAAUGCCUUUUCAAUCUGAAGACAGAACUUUUCAAGAAAAUGUGCUAAAGGAUCAACACAAUGAGCCCGAAGAUAAGGAAGUGAAUACAGUAUUGGGAAUAAAUGGUGAAAGUGAAAAUCCAAAUACAGUACAGGAUGAAACUUGGGAAGAAAAUACUAAUUCAGUCACAAAAUAUCAGGAUGAUAAUGUACUACAUGAACAGCCUUUGAGGACAGAGACCAUUUUCAACCAGCCUUACCAGAUUAAUCCCCCAUUUUUUAUAACACAGAACGUUAAAAAAGACCUGACAGAGCUGACAACUUUAUGUUUUGAAUUAAAUGUAUAUAAAAGUUCACAAGUAAAUAAUGAGCCAGGUGUGUUACCCGAUGGUUCAUGUGCCCUGGCUUCUAAAUUCAUUAGAGACUAUUUUUUCCUCCUUGAUUUAGAAAGGUUGAAGAGGUGUAUUAUUACCUGUCAUAACAAUCAUCCUGAAGUCUGGGAUGUCUAUAUGGAAGGUCUGAAAGAACUGACUUUGACUAGCCCUGUGACAGUGGCCCUUGAAAACGGAGAUAUGUUUAAAACACUGAAGUUGCUAGUUGAUUUAGGGCCUUGGGAUGCUCCUGUUUUGCUGGCACAUGCUGAAAGGCUUUAUAAAAAAUUCAGAGAAACUUCUCUAAGGCCUUUGACCCGGUUCUACCCUUUGAUUGGACCUUCAGAUAUCCAGCAAAUUUGUAAAAAUAAUCCUGAACAUUUCCUAGCAUAUUUAGACAGCCUUAUAAAAUCAAAGGAUGAGGAUGAACGCUUGUCUUUCCUUAGAGCUCUUCUCCAUCCUGAUUCAUUACAAUUGGAGUGGCUGUGUUUGGCAAUGUCUCAUGAUGCCCCGCAUAAAACAAGCACAAUGGAUGCUCAAGGAAAUCCAUGGCCACAUUCGCAUUUGUUUACUUGGGGGUAUAAUCAACUGAUUGUACUUUUGCUUAAUCUUCCGACUGAUGUUGUAAGGAAGGAGAAAAUGACUGAUAUAUGUCAAAGCAAUGGCUUCUGGCCUGGAUAUCUUUCUCUCUGCUUGGAGUUGGAUAGAAGAUCAGAAGUAUUUACAAAAAUUGUUCAUUUGGAUGACAUGGAGUUAUUGAAUAUCAAAGACGGAACCAUUCCGAAGACAACAGAAGAAUGGAAGUUCCUCCUUUGCCUCGUGAAGAGUCAUCACAACAUCCAUGUCUCACAAAGGGACACAGCUGUUCCUAAUGGUACUCCUGAAUGGUCAAAUUCUGUUACUGUUGAAAAUAUUGCACUCCUUGCAGCCAGAAUAAUUGGUCCAGAUCGCUCUUUGCAGAUGUUACAGGAAUGUGAUUUGGUAGCUGAAUUAUCAGAAAGAUUUGCCAAGAUUUGUGAGAUACUAAGAAUUGCUGAAAAACGGCAAAGAGCCCUGAUCCAGUCCAUGCUAGAAAGAUGUGACCGAUUUCUGUGGUCUCAACAAGCAUAAAAGCACCCUGGAUUGUAAAGUUUGAUAAGAAUUCAUUUUUCUUACGUUGCAUCAUUUUAAAGAAAAAGCUUCCUGUAUAGAAAAGGUGCAGUAAUGAAUGUAAUAAAGCUUUGAUUUUUUAUUAGAUAUCUCUUCAGUAUUAGAGACUAUAUUUCAAAUUAUUUAUAAGUGUUGUCUUGCAUGACAUUACCAAAAAGACAGAAAAUCCAUUUAUAUGCAAAAUAUUUUUUCAACUAAUGGGAACAGGCAUGAAGAUGAAAUUCUUUAUUAUUAUUAUGUACUAUAUAUGUACUAAGUCCGUGAUGGUGAACCUGGGGCAUGCGUACCCGAAGUGGCACACAGAGCCAUGUUGCCCGACAUGCAGUGUCGCCUGUUCCUCUUCCGAGUUUCUGGUAUGCAUGCGCAUACGAAGAUCAGCUGGCCUUUGUGUGUGCUCAUCAUCACGUGCACAUGGGCGGCAGUAACCGGAAGACUUGGUGGCCGGUAUGCAUACAGGCCCCGGAAACCGGAAACCUUAUCCGGUGUGUGCAUGCCCCCUGGGCAGUUCCUCUUCCUGGUUGCGGGCCUGACAAGCACGCACAAAGUGCUCCCUUUUCGGCACUUGGUGCUGCGCGCACAUUCCCUUUUCACCAUCACUAUUUAACACUAAGUGUUAAAUUUGGUUAUACUAAAAUAAUGAAAUAUUUAACAACUUUUCUGUCAAAAGUUUUGGAUUUUUUAAUAACAGCUUGCAAAUGAAUAUAAUUACAACUACUUUAUCAUUAAAAAAACUAUGAUGUACUUUCUGAAUUAAACUGAAACCUUCAGCAUGGUGCAUUGUUCAGUUAAGCAUUAUAUGAUUGUAUCUAACAUUCUACAUAUGUAACAAUAUUGCAAAACUUUACUAGUUAUAUUAAAAAAUGAAAAGUAAUUAAUAAAAUUAAGCAGCAAUACUAAUAUACAAUUCCAAACAGACAUUCAUGUAACUUACAUGUAUUUAAAACUUGCCUAUUUUAGCAUUUUGAGUUGGUACAAUUCACUGUCUAAUAGAAUGAGUAAAAAAAAUACCCACAUUUUUCUAAAAACAUGUCUGAGAGGAGAGGUAGGAAGGAGAAUUGUCUUACUUGGAUUUUCAAAAAAUUGAAGGCAUUGCUGGUAGAUAAAUGAAACUUUCUUACCUUGCAUCUGAUUGCGUUUUUCAUGUAUGCACUUACAAUGGUUUGAAUAAGCAUCUAAAUUAUGCUUAUGUAUGAUCCAUGACAUGGACCAUAUACUACUGUAUGAUUUUUUUUUGUCACUAAGGUAAUGAUUUUUGGUAGCUGGGGAAGGGAAAGAUUAAUCAUAAAUUUAUUAUGAUUAGUCUUGCAUUUUAUUAAAUCGAAUUAGAAUUGCACCAUCUUUAUUGUCUAGUUUACAGUAUUUCAAGGGCAGACAUUUCAUGCUGUUAAUGUGUUUCAGGGUAGAAAGCGUGCAAUGUCUUUUUCUCUCUUAGGUUGAAUAAAGCAAAAGAAAGCAAAAGAGCGCUAAAUAAAAAAGACCUGAUAACUAUAAGCCACAAUCCAAAGAUAAAAAUCCCAUUCCCACAUGCAGAGGCUGAUCUGUUUCAUCUUCAUAGACACAUAGCAGCUUAUUGUUUUAUUUUGGGAAGGUUUUCGAUGGAACCAGGGGGGUAGGCUAGAGCCACACUGUUUAACCCUUGAAAUCUGGGCUCACCCUGUUGUAUAAAUGAGUACUACCUCAAGUUUGUUUUAAGACUGAUUCAGAUGCACAGAGAGUUCAUGAAAUAGUACUUAUAUUUUGCACUGCAUUCUAUUUUCAAAAUUAUUUUUAGUGUAUGUCUUAUUUGUCUUCAAUUUUUACAAGAAACAAUUAACAAGCACUCAGUAUUACUUUGUAAGCAUUUUGAUAUUAACAGAAAUCUGGAAUCAUGUUCAGUUUUUUACCUAAGCUGAUGUUUAAUAAAGUUAAUAUAAUUUC